Molecule: messenger RNA, 3180 nt
Organism: Spirodela intermedia
Lineage: Eukaryota; Viridiplantae; Streptophyta; Magnoliopsida; Alismatales; Araceae
Source: the annotation of a GenBank genome assembly
AUGGCCGAUGUGCUUCUUCGCUCUCCCACUUUCUUCUCCGUCGCCGGCAACCUUCCUUUCCUGCCUCCCUUAUCGCCCUCUCCCUCGAGUACCCCGCAGGCGAAGCAGGCCCGAAGGUUGUGCUCUGACGUCGCUAACCCCGUGCUCUUCACGCGUCCACCCAAGAGAAUCUCUCAGCUCAAGGUAUAUCCUGAUACCUCCUAGCAUUGACAGCGUCGGGCUCUUUGCCGGGCAGAGACUUCCGAAAGAAAAAUUGCUUUAUUUUCAAAAUUUGAGCCCGGUGGCUUAAAUCUGUUGAACUCCUCUUUUACAGAAAUAUAAAUUCAAUAAUACUGCGUAUAAAUUGUAUCCCAUUCGGCUAUAAAUAAAUCAUUUUGUCGAAGUAUUUCGGAAGGAAAUAUGAGAAUAAUUCAGAGAGAAGCAAAAACAUAGAUUCUCACUAUGUAAUUCGGAGAGAUUAUCUACCAUAGUUGGUUCAGAACAUUCUCACCGCUGUCAGUUUUCAGUUUAGGAGGUAUCUCUGUUCUUUCUUCAGGCUCUAGCCAUUGUAGCAUUUGCAGACAUUUAUCUAGAUUUACCAUUGUCAACUAUAUAUUCAGAUCCCCUGAAACUGUUAAGUUAUCCUCAUUAAUUUUAUUCCAACAAUCUCAGCUGUGGAUCAUGAGUCUGCAUUUUUUUUGUUUUACCCAUAUUAUUUUCUCACCAUUAUUUGUUUUAGAUAUGCAAUUUGUAAGUUUAUAGCGUCUUAUUUGGUUUGCUUCGUAUGCAAUCCUGCAUGUCAUCCCAGAAGCUCCUGUGGACAUUCUUCUUUUGUUUUUUUCGGUAAAUUUAUGAUAACCUUCACGACGUUGAAUUGAAUCCUCAUGAGCGGUCCAUUUAUAUAUAUUAUGAUAAUUAUAAUUAGUGAAAAUCUACUGGGAAAAGGGAAGAUCAAAAUUAUGCUUGCUUUCAGAUACUUAACCCAAUACCUAUCACCCCACAUUUAAUUUCCACGAAUAAUCAUAGCAGAAAAUGAUGGUUGCAGGUGCGUGCUGUUGUUGCUCAAACUGACGAACCACAAUGGUGGGAAAAGAAUGCUGGUCCGAACAUGAUUGACGUUCAUUCCACAGAGGAGUUCAUCUCUGCACUGAGUAACGCCGGAGAUCAGCUUGUCAUAGUUGAGUUUUAUGGCACGUGGUGUGGUUCUUGUCGCGCUUUGUUCCCAAAGGUGGGUACUCAUUUAAUUUUCUCGUGGUUUCACCCAGAAUUUCGCAAUGGGCAUUUGCGGCAUCUGAUAUGUAUUCACUGUUCUCAAUGCUACGUACAAUUUAUCAAUGUUGAAGACCAUGAAUCAAAAUCUAAGGAAAUAAUGUUUAGGUAGCCACUUGGGAGCUACUCUAAACCUUUGUUGAAAUGGUGAACUACAAACUGGCGAUUGGCCAGUAGUGCUGUGGAUCAUGAAGGAAGAAUUAAAAUAAUUAUUUCCCUUUCAGAAGUUUGGGUCUGGUUGAUAGUUUUGAUCCAGAUUAUAUCUUCUUCUGGCUUGCUUCUUGUCUAAGUAGAAAAUGAAAUAAAGCAUUCAGAUGCAGAUCGGGCUUUGAUCUUAAACACUUGCAACAACAGAGGGGUCUUUUAACACAAAAGCCUCGAAUUUACAGCUUUCCAUGGAGGCUACAGCCUUUUAGUUCCAUAUGUAUAGAACUUUGUGCGAAAUUUUAACAGUGUCCACAUAUGUAGCCAACUGGCUCUGGUUUUCUUCACAGCUCACUGUCAUAUUGUCUUCACAUAAGUCCACUUUAUGCACGCUUUUUUUGUUUUUGUUUUUAGAGUUGACGAUAUCUGAUUUGGAUAAUUUCAUAAUAGGUAUAACUUUUAUUUAUUUAUUUAUUGUUAUUGCAUGAAAAUGGACUGAUCAUAGAUCUUGCUGUCGCCCUUCCUUCUCAAGCUCUCAUUGAUGGAUGACUGUCAUAUGAUUCCUGAGAUGAGCAUAGUUCCUCUUACGAAAUCCUCCUAUCCUAGUUUGUGGGUUUUAGUGAUAUCUGAUGGGUUUCUCGCCUAAGGUAUUAUUUUUUAAUUUAUUUUUUAAAAAACAUGAAUUUUUCAGCUCUGCAGAACGGCCGUCGAAAACCCUGACAUCGUAUUUAUUAAGGUGAACUUCGAUGAGAACAAGCCCAUGUGCAAACGCCUCAAUGUGAGGGUGCUCCCUUAUUUCCAUUUCUACCGCGGUGCAGAUGGGCAGUUGGAGUCCUUCUCAUGUUCUCUGGCGAAAGUAAGCGCAUUCCGGGCCCUUCUCUGAGCUGCUUUCAGUUCAUAAUUCGUUUAUUCUUCUGCGAUGCAUAUUGUGUGGAAUCCAUUCAUGGCGGCGACAGGAAAUUGAGAUCUUUUUCGGGUAGUAAUGCAUUUUCUGGGAAGCCAUUCUCUUGAACACCAGUGUUCUUAGAUUGUAGCUCUCCAAGAGUGUGGGAGCUGACUCUCAAAUGUGAGAUGAGCCCUCUGCGGUUUGGGAGGCGGAUUGUUGCGGGUGGGUGGGGUUAGGAAAUAUGUGUACAUGCGUCUGGGCUGGGCCCCACUCUGAUAAGCAUUGGGCUCCAGACUGCCCAUGGAGAUGGUCAGCUCAUCUACCUUCAUAUCAAGGCCCCACUUGUGCUCUGAAAAUUAUAUACGGUCGCCCCUGAGAAUUUCUAUAUUUUUUUCUUCCACUUGCAUGAUGACGACGACGACGAUGACGAUGAAGAAGGUUCUGAAAUCUAGAGAAGCCCACGAUUAAAUCUGGUGUAUGAAUGAUUCAGGUGCUUAAACUCAUCACCUGGUUCAAGAACUGCCAGGUUCCCUCCAUUAUUUCUAGGUUUCGCACUUGUAUGAUGAUGAUGAUGAUGAUACGAAGAACAUUCUGAAAUCUAGAGAAGCCCACGAUCAAAAACUGGUGUAGGGAAUGAUUCAGAUGCUUAAAACUCAUCACCUAGUUUAAGAACUGCCAGGUUUCCUCCACGAUUUUUAGGUUUUACUCUUGGAUUCGUUCCGUCUUGAGGAAUCUUCAGCCGUCCACAGCGUCUAAUUCAACUUGAUCUGCAGUUUCAGAAGAUCAAGGACGCCAUCGCCAUGCACAACACGGCCCGCUGCAGCCUCGGCCCUCCGGUGGUCGUCGGAAACAUCCAGAACCUCCUCGAAGCCUCUGCUCCCAGGGACAAGCCGAGGCAAUGA